This is a messenger RNA of Plasmodium cynomolgi strain B, 2389 nucleotides long. Its product is annotated as translocation protein sec62. Bases 711 to 1841 code for a protein of 376 amino acids. The transcript has 3 exons. Gene Ontology annotation, biological process: post-translational protein targeting to membrane, translocation. The record is from RefSeq and is a predicted model, not a curated record. NCBI's taxonomy places the organism in Eukaryota, Apicomplexa, Aconoidasida, Haemosporida, Plasmodiidae. Gene Ontology annotation, cellular component: endoplasmic reticulum; endoplasmic reticulum membrane.
GGUCAAUCAUCCGCGGGUGAAAGAAUGUCAAAAGUAGAGGAAAAAUCAACAAGUGAUUCCAGAGCGCGAACACAUUAACGCAUGAAUUAGCGAGCGGAAAAAAAAUCAAACAAAGAAGGAAAAAUUAUGAUGCAAAUUAAGGAUGCAAAUUAAGGAUGCAAAUUAGGGAUGCAAAAUAAGGAUGCAAAAUAAGGUGCGAUAUGAAGGCAUAGUCAAAAGCACGGCAAUACAGUAAGGCAAAAUAAUUGACGUAUGCAUACAUGUAUAUUUACAUACCCCCAAUGCAUACGCGCAAAUAUUUACUUGCAUAACCGAGCGAGGAUAUAAUACAGAGAGUACAGUUAGGUGCAGGAAAUUGAGAAAAAAGGCGAAAUAGCGAUAGAAAGAGGGAGUUACUAAGGAGUGAACGGCACGUACGGCACGAACGGGGACGUAGCAAAGAGUAACGAAGGGUAGCACUAGCGGAAGCGCAGUGAGAAGUACUAGGAGUGGCGCAACGAUCCGUACGCACACACACACAAGCGGACGCACACAGAGGAACUGACACGUUAUGGGCGCGCUGACCGGAAUAGAAGAGAAAAAAUAUAUGAUGAUAACACUGCAUAAGCAUUGCUUAAAGUAGUAGGGAAAAUAUAUUCUUCUUCCUUUUUUUGCCAUACAGUAUUUUCCCUUCGAUUAAUGUUUUUGCAUUGCCACUAUCUUAGGUCAAAAUGAGCAGAUCAGAGGACUUAGAUCCAGAUAUGCUUGCACUGUUGACGUGCGCAUUCGAUGAAGGAGUGAAAGUAAAAGGCGCAGUGGAAGUUGGAAAAAGAGCAGUGGAAUACUUUCGAGGAGAUGAAUUUGUACAUUUCCUUUACAGCAGAAGGGACAUGCUAAAAAAAAAGUUCCCAAGUUUACUGCAAAAUAGAACCCUUGCAGAUUUGAAAGAUAUAGAAGAAUUUGCAGAUACGUUUAUACAGAAGAGAUUUAUAUAUAAAGCGCAGUAUAAGCCAAUUAAGGGCAUAAACGAGAUCGACGAAAAUGGAAUGUAUAGGAGACCGAAAUGGCCAAGAAGGUUAAUAAUGUCUUCGAAACAGAAUUUUGAUAGGACAAGUUUUUACAUCUUAGUUCAUGAAAGAAAUAAAAAGUUACAAUAUUUGAUGUUAAUUACGUUGAUAUCGAUAGUGCUAAUUUGUUGUAUGUUUCCUAUCUGGCCCCUGAGAUUAAAAUUGGCCUUGUGGCACUUAUCUGUGGUGUUUAUAUCGCUUAUGUCUGUAAUUGUGUUUAUCAGAUUAUUCCUCUUUAUUUUCUUUUGGUUCUUUGGAGUUGAUUAUUGGUUGUUUCCCAAUUUGUUUGAUGAAGAAUGUAACGUUGUCGAAUCAUUUACUCCAGUUCAUCAAUGGAUUUACAGAAAUGACACUUGGCUUCUAGUCAUUGCAAGGAUGUUUACGGCUGUUUUGUUAGCCAUUGGUAUACACCAAUUAGGAAAAACUCAUUCCAUUUCAGACAUUCGUAACUUUGCUACACAAUCCUUUAUUGAUAUUAUAGAAUGGGGUAAUAAGAAGUUGGCUGCGUCUCCGGAGAAUGUGUCUAUGUAUAAGUCUUUGGACUCUAAGGCGACGUUCGAGAUGGAGUUCCAGGAUGAUGGGGUGGUGUAUGACGAGAACGAGGAGAACUACGACUGCUUGAAGGGGUGCGGCUUCCAGACGUUCGAGGAUCUCGUUCGCAAGUGUUUCCUCAAGUGCGAGUGUAUGGAGAAAGUUAUAAAGUCGGAGUGCUACAAGAAAAAGUGCUCACGGGUUACCAAGGAAGUUUUGGACGAAGCACACAAAGAAGCUUGCUUUGGGAAGAAGGACAAAUAGGCAUGUAGGGUAGAGGGAGACAGGAAAGGCUCAACAUGUUGGCAUCGGCACAUCGUGUCGAUAUUGUUAUUGGACUCAAUUUAUCAAACGUGUGGUGCAGUGUGCGUGUGUGUACUACCCCCGUGCAGGCGCCAGUAGCCCCUCGAGUCGUUCUCCAGGAACCAUUUUUUUUAACCAUUUUUCAUAAGUAGUUUUACGAAGUAGUAUGUCCCCCCCAUUAUGAAUUAAUCUGAUUUUAUAUUUGUUUCAUUUCGGUACAUUUUGUUGUAGCUAUUUCGCCCUAUUUCGCCCUAUUUCUCUCCUUUUUUUUCUUUUUUUUUUUUCGGCAGAGUUAUUGUGUAUAUCCCCUUUGAAUCCUUCCACGUUGUAUAAACUGCACCUUUACUGUCAUUUUAUCCUUUUGCAUUAUUACAUGAAGAGUUUUUAUGAAUGUUAAUUUUUUGUAUUUUAAAAUGUAUUACACGGGAAAAGAAAAAAAUUAUAUCUACUUUUUUUUUUGAUGGAAUUUGUGUUUUCCUUUUUUUUUAAAUAAAUUUUUAAAGGUUUUU